AGAUUAUUCCCAACCUGAUCUCCACAGCAGCACCAAUUCACCCCCGGCAAUAUUUGAAAAACAUCUAAAAAGACUGUUUCUCGGCCAGUUGACCCAAACACAAUGUGUGUUAACGACAGUAACUCUUUGGUGGAUGCGGAGGAUGUGUCGAGGGAUGAGAGUCUGGCCAAGCUGGAGAUCGCGCUGCUCAGUGCCAUCUUCAUCAGCGCCGCCAUCCUCAACACCUCCCUGCUGCUCGUCCUCUGGAGACAGCGCAAACAGAUGUCCAGGAUGCGCGUCUUCGUCUUCCACCUGUGCCUGGCGGAUCUGGUGGUCGCCUUCUUCCAGGUGUGUCCGCAGCUCAUGUGGGACAUCACAGACAGAUUCGUGGGACCGGACCUGGUGUGCCGCCUGGUGAAGUACCUCCAAGUUCUCGGCAUGUUCUCAUCCACAUACAUGAUCGUGGUGAUGACAGUGGACAGGUACCAAGCUGUCUGCAACCCGAUGGUGAAGUUCCAGCGGACGAGCACAAGGCUCAACAUCCCCGUGUGCGUGGCGUGGGGGAUUUCUCUGCUGGGCAGCUUGCCACAGAUUUUUAUUUUCUCACAGGUUGAGGUGGCGCCAGGUGUGUUUGACUGCUGGGCCAACUUUAUCCAACCGUGGGGGCUGCAGACCUACGUCACCUGGACCACUCUGGUCAUUUUUGUUUUACCCGUCAUUGUGGUUGCUUUUUGUCAAAUGCGCAUCUGCCGAGCCAUCCAGAUCAACCUGUACCAAAAGACCAAACAGCAGAGCAACGCUGGUCUCCCUGUGCCAUCCAGAGCCAGCGGUGUGGCCGGGAUGUCCAAAGCCAGGGUGAAGACGCUGAAGAUGACGGUGGUUAUCGUGUUGGCGUAUAUCGUCUGCUGGGCGCCCUUCUUCACUGUCCAGCUUUGGUCCGCCUGGGACACAAACGCGCCAAAAGAAACUGCGACCUUCACCAUCCUGAUGUUGCUGGCCAGUCUGAACAGCUGCGCAAAUCCCUGCAUCUACCUCCUGUUCAGCGGCCAGUUUCCCAAGAGGCUGGUGACGCUCCUGUGCCGUCGGCUGUCUGACGGGAAGAAUUCAAUACACGAAGAGGCAACGCAGGUCAGCACUUUGUACAUGAGCUUCAAAAAUGUCUCUGAGUCCAAAUGAAGGCAACGCCUCACAAUGUGGAAACGUGAAAAGGCUGUGGGUACGCCUGGCGCAGCAGCCUGUGAGCGCUCUGUGCAUGUGAAUGACUGUUUGUUCUGAACAGGAAACAUGGAGAUAAGACGUACUGUAACGUGAAAAUAUGGUAUGCCAUGGAAGCGUUAAAAGAAAUCCUGACAUGGGUGAGCAUGAGGCAGAGCUGCGCUCCAGAUGUUAUCAGAUGUUGACGGAUGACAGACGCAGGUGGUGCUUUGUUGGACUGUAGGGCCAGUGCUUUUUGGGAAAGAGAAGAAUCAGUGUAUGGACUCUGUACAGAACUGAUCAUGUUAUGACUGUGACAGCUUUGAUGAUAAAUAAAAAAAUAUUUCAUUUAAUGAGCCUAGAAGCUGCUGCCUUCAAGAACACUUUUCAGACAGAUUCAUGGAUUGAAAAUCAUGCUGGUGAGGAUGAAGAGGAACAUAAGAACCCACAAUACAACUGCAGCUGCAUAGUAGAUUUGAGGUGGGACAAAGGGGACAUGUCCCCCUGCAACAGAACCUGUUGAUUUGUUGUACUUUUAUUUCUAACAAAAUUAAUUUACACCAUGAACUGAUGCAGAAAAUGAACAAACUGGGGCAGAAAAUCACUAGAAUGCAACAAAUUCAGUGUUUGGUGCUCAAAAUUUUCUGACAGACGACCCCAAAACACCCUCUUACAAAUGGGUCCUCCAAAUGUUGAAAUAAAACCUGCACCCUUGUGCAGUUGUAUUGCUAUUUUGUGAAGCGGAAAACUGCAAAAUUCACAAAAAUAUUCAACAAUAUUAUACUACAAUCCCUUGAGUUAAGCUCAGAGAUCUUACAUGAUGAUAUAUACACUAUUUUCCAAAGGGUAAGCUAUCACAUGGAGCGAAGGCAAGAACAAUUGUGUUUUCAUGAAGAUACAAACACGUUGUUUAAAUCAUGAAAUGCAAUUUGUGCCUGCCUCCAAAAAUCAAAACAAAUCAAAAACUGUUGUAACAUAAAUGUAUAUAAAGAUUGUGAAACAAAUCUGUCACGUCUAUAAAUGUUCUGUGUGGUGAAUAACUGUUGUAAAAUCACACACUGACUGUGUUUGUAAAAUAUUGUUCAGGCUGUAACCAACUACAGACAACUCGUGUAGAAUAAAGUCAUAUUCUCACAA
Molecule: messenger RNA, 2310 nt
Organism: Epinephelus lanceolatus (giant grouper)
Lineage: Eukaryota; Metazoa; Chordata; Actinopteri; Perciformes; Serranidae
Product: vasopressin V2 receptor-like
Biological process (GO): cellular response to hormone stimulus; G protein-coupled receptor signaling pathway; regulation of systemic arterial blood pressure by vasopressin
Cellular component (GO): plasma membrane
Molecular function (GO): peptide binding; vasopressin receptor activity
Source: RefSeq, a predicted model, not a curated record